Messenger RNA from Capsella rubella, 1803 nucleotides. Its product is annotated as tryptophan synthase beta chain 2. Gene Ontology annotation, biological process: L-tryptophan biosynthetic process. The transcript is spliced from 6 exons. Gene Ontology annotation, molecular function: L-serine hydro-lyase (adding indole, L-tryptophan-forming) activity; tryptophan synthase activity; pyridoxal phosphate binding. NCBI's taxonomy places the organism in Eukaryota, Viridiplantae, Streptophyta, Magnoliopsida, Brassicales, Brassicaceae. The coding region runs from base 52 to 1575 and encodes 507 amino acids. The record is from RefSeq and is a predicted model, not a curated record.
AAAACCCUUAAGUCAUAUCUUUGAAACUGAUAAAAAAAGAUAACAUAAGAAAUGGCCUCUCAAUUGCUUUUGCCUCCAAACUCAUUCACCAAAUCAGUCUCAUCACCUAAAGUUUUCUUUACUGGUGAUUGUCAAGGAUUGAAUGAUGUAACUCUUAAAAGAAGAUGGAAGCAAGAAACAAGGGUUUCAAAUGGGUUUAGCUUAAGAGCUAAAGCAGCUUUGAGAUCUGAUACCAACAAAUCAGUCGUUGAGAUUCCAAAACAAUGGUACAAUCUUGUUGCUGAUCUUUCAGUCAAGCCUCCUCCACCGUUGCAUCCAAAGACUUUUGAACCGAUCAAACCUGAAGAUUUGGCUCAUCUUUUCCCUAAUGAGUUAAUUAAACAAGAAGCAACUCAAGAGAGGUUUAUUGAUAUCCCUGAGGAAGUUCUUGAAAUCUAUAAGCUUUGGCGUCCAACUCCUCUAAUCAGAGCAAAGAGAUUGGAGAAGCUUCUUCAAACACCUGCAAGGAUUUACUUCAAAUAUGAAGGUGGUAGCCCAGCUGGUUCUCACAAACCCAACACAGCAGUUCCGCAAGCUUAUUACAAUGCGAAAGAAGGUGUCAAGAACGUUGUGACAGAAACCGGCGCUGGCCAAUGGGGAAGUUCUUUAGCAUUUGCUUCUAGUCUGUUUGGCCUUGACUGUGAAGUAUGGCAAGUUGCCAACUCGUAUCACCAAAAGCCAUAUCGCCGGUUAAUGAUGCAAACUUGGGGUGCAAAGGUUCAUCCAUCACCAUCUGAUCUCACUGAGGCGGGUAGAAGAAUCCUCGAAUUAGAUCCUUCAAGUCCGGGAAGUUUAGGCAUUGCGAUUUCAGAAGCUGUUGAAGUUGCUGCAAGAAAAGAGGAUACAAAAUACUGUCUAGGGAGUGUACUGAACCAUGUGUUGUUACACCAAACAAUUAUUGGAGAAGAAUGCAUUCAACAAAUGGAGAAUUUUGGCGAAACGCCUGAUAUUAUCAUCGGGUGUACUGGUGGAGGAUCGAAUUUUGCUGGUUUGAGUUUUCCUUUUAUCCGGGAGAAACUCAAAGGCAAGAUGAAUCCUGUUAUCAGAGCGGUUGAGCCUUCGGCUUGUCCUUCCUUGACCAAAGGGGUUUACGCUUAUGAUUUCGGCGAUACGGCUGGACUAACUCCUUUGAUGAAGAUGCAUACUUUAGGACAUGACUUCAUUCCUGAUCCUAUCCACGCAGGUGGACUGCGGUACCAUGGGAUGGCACCCUUGAUUUCACAUGUUUAUGAACAAGGUUUCAUGGAAGCAAUAUCAAUUCCUCAAAUAGAGUGUUUCCAAGGUGCUAUUCAGUUUGCAAGAACAGAAGGUAUAAUACCAGCGCCCGAACCGACUCAUGCCAUUGCCGCAACCAUAAGAGAAGCUCUCCGAUGCAAAGAAACAGGAGAAGCAAAAGUGAUACUAAUGGCUAUGUGUGGACAUGGCCACUUCGACCUUACCUCUUACGACAAGUAUUUACAAGGCGAAUUGAUAGAUUUAUCAUUCAGCGAAGAGAAGAUACGAGAGUCUUUGUCCAAAGUUCCUCAUGUUGUUUAGUUCCAAGUAUUUUUCAUCACGUUGAAGUGUGUUUUUCUUGGGUCGAGUUUUGUGCUACAGAGACAAAAGCUCAUAUUCACCUCUCAGUGGUCGAGUUUUGUGUUUCUUCUUUAUUUUUUUUAAACAACUUUCUCUCGUAGCUGGUUGUAAUAAUAAUGUGAUUAUUAUGGGUGUGUUGGCAAAGUAGUACGUUUUUGAAACAUAAUUAUAAAGAUAGUACAUUUACUA